UAAUUUUUGUAAAUAUUUUAGAAACGUAAUAAUGUCUUCUAUUGAUACCAAUUGUUUAACCUUAAACCGGUUUAUCCUUCAAGAGCAAAGGAACCAUCCCAAUGCAUCUGGGGAUCUUACACAUUUGUUAAACUCCAUUAUGACAGCAGUAAAAGCUAUUUCCUCUGCUGUCAGAAGGGCUGGUAUGACAAAAAUGUUUGGUGUAGCUGGACACGAAAAUACAACAGGAGACAAAGUGCAAAAACUGGACGUCCUGUCGAAUGAGCUGUUUGUCAACAUGUUGCGAUCCUCAUACACAGUGUGUGCUAUGGUCUCAGAAGAGAACGAGAACAUUAUUGAGGUUGAAACUGACAAACAAGGAAAGUAUAUUGUCUACUUUGAUCCCCUGGAUGGAUCAUCAAAUAUUGAUUGCUUGGUUUCCAUUGGAUCAAUAUUUUCCAUUUCCAGAAAGACAACCAGUGGACCAGUGACUAAGGCAGAUGUUUUACAACCAGGAAAAGAUUUUGUAGCUUCAGGAUAUGCUUUGUAUGGAAGUGCGACCAUGGUGGUUCUCACCACUGGAAAUGGUGUCAAUGGAUUUACUUUGGAUCCGUCGAUUGGUGAAUUCUUACUAACCGAACCUGACAUGAAGAUCAAACCACGUGGAAAAAUUUACAGUUUGAAUGAAGGUUACAGUUCUCAGUUUGAGGAACCACUGAAGAAUUAUCUUCAAUCUAUUAAAUUUCCAAGCGGAGACAAAAAAGCAUACGGUUCUCGCUAUAUCGGAUCAAUGGUAGCUGACAUGCAUCGCACGAUUAAAUAUGGCGGAAUAUUUAUGUACCCUGCAAACAAAGCUAGCCCGAAGGGGAAGUUACGUUUACUGUACGAAUGUAAUCCUAUGGCUCACAUUGUCGAGCAAGCCGGUGGCAUGGCAACCGAUGGUAAACAACGGAUCCUGGAUAUCAUUCCCGCAGAUUGUCACGACCGCGCCCCUAUUUUUAUCGGUUCAAAAGAAGAUGUUGAAGAUUAUUUGAAAUUUGUCAAAUAAAUAAUUAAUUUUUGUAGUUGUAUUUUAUCAUGGAAGAAAUAAAAAUAAUUUCUAAUUGUAA
Molecule: messenger RNA, 1088 nt
Organism: Hydractinia symbiolongicarpus
Lineage: Eukaryota; Metazoa; Cnidaria; Hydrozoa; Anthoathecata; Hydractiniidae
Product: fructose-1,6-bisphosphatase 1-like
Exons: 6
Coding region: 32-1027 (331 amino acids)
Biological process (GO): fructose 1,6-bisphosphate metabolic process; sucrose biosynthetic process; gluconeogenesis
Cellular component (GO): cytosol; cytoplasm
Molecular function (GO): fructose 1,6-bisphosphate 1-phosphatase activity
Source: RefSeq, a predicted model, not a curated record